GCUUGCAGGUGACGUCGUGGGUUUGUCAUAACUCAGAGGAAGCGGGAACUCCAUCAGCCUCGAUUUGACUGGACUUGUUUCCACGCUGGCUGAUUCGCUGAUUGAAAAAAUCCAAAGCUUAACACAUGGCUUGUGAAAAGGAAAUAUGGCAAAAGAUUGGAGAGGGCUUUGUCCAAGAAUAUUACAACCAGUUUGACAAUACCAACAGGAUGGGACUGGGUAACCUUUAUUCUCCUGAUGCUUGUUUGACAUGGGAAGGAUCACCUUUUCAAGGGAGAGAGGCCAUUGCAGGCAAACUAGCAAACUUGCCUUUCAAGCGUAUAAAGCACAUUAUCACAGAGCAGGACUUUCAACCCACGGUAGAUAGUUGUAUCCUCAUCAUGGUGUUUGGACAGUUACAGGUAGACGAUGACCCACCAAUGGCCUUCCAUCAAGUGUUUAUGCUGAGGUCCCAAAACUGUGCAUGGGCUUGCUCAAACGAUGUGUUCCGGUUGGGGAUACAUAACAUUCCAGUGUAGCAAUUUGGAUUUGCUGGCUCCUGCACACUGACAUCCAGCUCUGAAUUCAUGCUGUCAUCAUUGAAAAUGCAAGGAAUUAUAUGCAAAGUUCCUCCAUGUUUAUAAUACAUCUAUAAGAAUGCUGUCUUGUAUUAGAGAUGUCAAAUUACAUUCCUUUCCAAUAAAAGAAUUUAUUAGUCUG
This is a messenger RNA of Toxotes jaculatrix (banded archerfish), 699 nucleotides long. Its product is annotated as nuclear transport factor 2-like. The record is from RefSeq and is a predicted model, not a curated record. The transcript is spliced from 5 exons. Lineage: Eukaryota; Metazoa; Chordata; Actinopteri; Toxotidae. Gene Ontology annotation, biological process: protein import into nucleus. Gene Ontology annotation, cellular component: nuclear pore central transport channel. The coding region runs from base 126 to 518 and encodes 130 amino acids.